Molecule: messenger RNA, 973 nt
Organism: Rhizophagus irregularis DAOM 181602=DAOM 197198
Lineage: Eukaryota; Fungi; Glomeromycota; Glomeromycetes; Glomerales; Glomeraceae
Cellular component (GO): nucleus
Molecular function (GO): metal ion binding
Source: RefSeq, a predicted model, not a curated record
UUCUAGCACUUCUAGCACUUCUAGUAUAUCUAGCACUUCUAGCACAACAAAUACAAAACAAUUGAGUCUUCAAAUUUCUGCAUCAACUAAUAACAUGACAAGUUCACCAACAUCAGGUAGAUUUGCAAGGCCAACGACUCCAAAAUCAGCUUCAAAUUCAGGAACAGGUAAUGUUUUUGUUAAGACGGGACCGAACACUGUUGUUCGUGCCGAACUCAUUAAAAACAAAACAACAAAGAGAGCAGAACCAGCGAAUUCUGUAAGCAGGACAAAAGAAGACGAGUACAAGUCUGGUAAGAAGCCAAAGGCUGCUUUCAAGACUAAGCUGGUCAAUAAGUAUUGUACUUAUUAUCACAAAUACGGUCGAUGCAAAGAAGGCGAUUAUUGCGCUUAUAAACACGAUCCAAAUCGAGUGGAAGUCUGCAAAUUGUGGCUUAAAGGUUCUGAAUGUACAUUGAGCAACAAAUGUCCACUUCAACACGUCGAAUCUGCACAUUUAAUCCCGUACUGUCGACAUUUCUGUAAAGGUAUGUGCCUUAAAGAUGAUUGCCAUUACACACACGUGAAGGUUAGCAAACGGGCACCACUCUGUAAAGACUUCAUGGUGGGCCGAUAUUGUCCGGCGGGGAUGAACUGUCGCAAGAAACAUGAGUGGGGUCUCUACGAGGAACCGACUGAGACAGAGAGUGAAGCUGGUAAGAAACACGAUAGGGACCCGACUGAGGAUGUGAUUGAGCGUGAAAAAAUUAAGAAACUUCGCGAGGAAAUGGCGAAUGGUGUAAACCCUUUCGCGGCAGGAUGGACAUUUAUCCCAAUUGAUGACUGAACCCUUCAAUCUUCUUUUAUUAUUUUUUUAUUAUUUUUUAAUUUGAAUCUUUCAGCUUAUUUGCAUUGCAUGAUUAAAUUUGUACAAAUAUGUAAAUAUUUUGCAAUAAAAUAAUUAUUAUAAUAAUAAUAUAAUAACAACAUAACA